AAUUGGAAGUGCAUCGCAAUCGCUUUGUGUACUCCUCGCAUUGGCGCCUGAUCUCACUUCUUUACUUCUUGUUCACUUCGCAAGUCAAUUACAGAUUAUGGCUUCUUCCGGGUCAUCUCCUUUGUCUUGCAUCAAAGAUGAUCGGAAACGUCGAGAUAUUAGCUCACAUAUCAGCUCCGACAACUCGGAAGCAAGAUGACCAAUACCGGGCUGAGGCUCUUGCGUAUCUUGCAUUCGAACCUCAUAAUCCAAAAGAGUUAGGGUCGAAAGAGCUAGGCAGUGAACCCGGAGCACGUUCUUUGGGAACCAUCAUGCCAAGUGAAUUCACUCUGGAGGGCCCAUCAGUUAUCGAAGUACAGACACAGCACGCACCAUUGUCUCGACCUACUGGAAGCCCUAAGAAAAAAGAGAUGCUACUCGAGCGAAAGCUUACCGAAUCUAAUGGUAGCUUUUCUACUGGGAUCCUCUCGUUCGAAGGUCGCGGCCAGCCUGUAUCCGAGAAAAGUCACUCCCGAAUCAGCACGGACGGCGCUAUCGCCGACCCAGCCAAUAGUCUCAGAGCUGUCGGUGCAUUUAGUCCGCGAGAGAGUAAUGUUGAUUGGACUCUCCACAGUACUCGGACGGCAGUUUCAGCCUUCGAAACUCAACUCAUUGCCCCAUACUCGUCAUCCGAACCUGGGGAUCUCAAUCAAUUGAUACCGAAAAGCCUGAACCACCCUCCUGCCUUAUUUCGACAUGGUUCGCCAUCACCGGAAAGUAACCAAUCAAAUAUAUACAGUCAUGGCCAUGCCAGUAAACCAGCCAAUAUCAAUCACCUGGGUCCAGAUGGCACGAAGCAAGUCAACUUUCGCACACUAGUUACCGAGGACGAGGUCUUACGCUUUGUGUCCAUCUCCACUUCGGAAGACAGCUCUAGCCCAGCGCGAGAGAUCCAAGUCAGCAUCGGUAUAGGCUUAGGCGUGGGCCAGUCACGUGCAAGGAGGGCUACAGGCCCUAAACCGAGACCACAAGAUGCGUCAAGCGUGAAGAGUCCAAAUUCAAUUCGCCCGUCUAUUGAAGAUCGCUCGUAUCGAGGGAUACACAGAAUGAAUAUAAGCACAUCGGAAGAGAACUAUACGUUUACGUCUCUACCCUUUGAAAUCUUUCCCCCAUCCGCGGAAGUAUCUACAACCAAGUCCGCUAAGUGGCCGUCUCAGAGCACCCCAUUACUGGAUAGUAUGAAGUCUAACGAAGGGAACAUUGGACGAUACAAACCAAAGAAGAGUAUGAGACGCCUUGAACUGGAUGAGCGAGGAUUUUGGAGAGUUGAAACUGCUCGUUGGCCACGGCAGAUUCAAUAUCGAUUUUGGUCGAGUUUGGCGAAGUGCAUCCAAAAGGGCGAUUUUGGUUGGGGAAUAACAAUGCAUCGAGAGACUCUGGCAUUGGAAGACGGAUCAAUAGACGAUGACGAGCUUGGAUUGGUGCGCUUAUAUUGCUGGGGAGAGCUGGUAGAGCAUAUAUAUCUAUUUCUUUGGUUAUACAGCGCUGGAAGGGCAGCCAACGCUGGCUUACAGUGGAUCGAUGCUGACAACAUUGUCGUUGUUCAGAUGCCCUGACAAUCUUACUAUCCUUAACAUUCACUUCUUUAAACUUAGCCUUACCAGUUGAUCUAGACCUUGUCGUUUGGGCUGAGCUGUGAAAUGCAACGUUCCUUCGAUGGCUUCUUAAAUACGCAAUUCACCUGCUCCAGGGAUUAGUUCGGCC
This is a messenger RNA of Mytilinidion resinicola, 1743 nucleotides long. RefSeq lists its product as uncharacterized. The transcript has a single exon. Lineage: Eukaryota; Fungi; Ascomycota; Dothideomycetes; Mytilinidiales; Mytilinidiaceae. The coding region runs from base 138 to 1595 and encodes 485 amino acids. The record is from RefSeq and is a predicted model, not a curated record.